This is a messenger RNA of Peromyscus maniculatus bairdii (prairie deer mouse), 5605 nucleotides long. RefSeq names its product lin-7 cell polarity scaffold A (gene Lin7a). Lineage: Eukaryota; Metazoa; Chordata; Mammalia; Rodentia; Cricetidae. The record is from RefSeq and is a predicted model, not a curated record. Gene Ontology annotation, molecular function: protein binding.
AUGGAAGUCACAGAAUGUUCACAAGACUUCAAACCCCAGGUUAUAUGGCAGAGAAAUAAGCAUCAAGUGACAGCUGGGUCUAUUCAACAGCAAUGGAAUACUUGAAGACUAUGACUGAGAGACUACUGAAAAUGAUAUUGAGAUGUGGCAAGAGCAAUCGAACUACUGGAAAAGCUACAAGAAUCAGGAGAAGUACCUGUGCACAAGCUACAGUCUCUCAAAAAGGUGCUUCAGAGUGAGUUUUGUACAGCAAUCCGAGAGGUGUAUCAAUACAUGCAUGAAACGAUUACUGUUAAUGGCUGCCCUGAAUUCCGUGCGAGGGCCACGGCAAAGGUAUUCUCGUGUGUACACUGUAAGAGAAUUUAGACCUCAGUGGCAGCCCAGAGUCUAGAACCAGUACUACUUACCAGGCAACAGUUGCAGCUUUUGCAGCCAGCGAAGGUCACUCCCACCCUCGGGUAGUCGAACUGCCAAAGACCGAUGAAGGCCUGGGUUUUAACGUGAUGGGAGGAAAGGAACAAAAUUCCCCAAUUUAUAUCUCCCGCAUCAUCCCAGGAGGGGUAGCUGAAAGACACGGAGGCCUCAAAAGAGGAGACCAGCUGCUGUCAGUGAAUGGAGUGAGUGUGGAAGGGGAGCAUCAUGAGAAAGCCGUGGAACUUCUCAAGGCUGCGAAGGACAGCGUGAAGCUAGUGGUCCGAUAUACCCCGAAAGUCCUGGAGGAGAUGGAGGCUCGCUUCGAAAAGCUUCGGACAGCUCGGCGUCGGCAGCAGCAGCAAUUGCUCAUUCAACAGCAGCAGCAGCAGCAGCAACAGCAGCCACAACAAAACCACAUGUCAUAGGCCCUGAAGAAAAGCUACCGGGUCAGUCAUCAGACAGUCACAAAUUUGGAAUUGUGCUCCAGAAUCCCAGCACAUAGGAAAAGGGAAAGGGCAACACCAAUAACCGCACCCAUCACAAAGCUGUGAACACCUGGUGUAUCCAUUCUUUACCAAGGCAAUUCAACAUCUUCCUCCUCUGGGCACCAGCCCCCUGUUCAUUGCUUUUUACCUACUCAGACCUUCCAUUCAUGGCAGUGGAAACUCUCGGUAUGUUGAGGGAGAGAACUUUCCAGUCUUCAGACUAAAGCGGUGUAAGAAUAAAGUCUGUGACUUUUGAACAAAUCACCAGAGGGCUAGGAUGAUGUGAAUCUUUAGUCUAAGGCUCUUCCAGAGAUUAGCAAACCCUUCAUUAGGCUAUAGUUCAAACUGCAUCAGUUCAAGGUUGUGGCCACUUGAAAGGAACCUGCACAUUGUCCCUUGCCCUCACCUGUUCCAUAGUCUAUAUUGCUGAGCUGUCAGGAUUGGAAUUGGAUUUAGUUACAAACUCAACCUCUGCUGUCCUCUUGAAAAUGGCAAGUUCUUAUCCUACGUAAUCUCUGCAGAACCUAGAAACAAUUGGCUCUCUAUUUUCUGUUUUUAUCAAUUUCUGGCUGUAUUAACAGAGUAGGAUAUUUUACCUGGACUUUUAAUUUUUAGAAACAAGGGUUGUAACUCAAUGUUGUCCUUUUUAAAAAUUUAAGCAUUGCCUAUAUCAAUUAUUUAUUUCAACAGAGUAUAAUGUACAUUUAUUCCACAAAAUACAUAAGAUUAGAGUACAUUUGUUCUAUAUUUACCAAAGGUUACUAUCCUGCUAAGAGAUUAUCUCCACUUUAUGAACUCAUCCUCACUUGAUAUAUAACCUGCCCUCCAUAUUUUCUUGUGAAAUUUUAUUUAUUUAUUUUUAUUCAUAAACUUUGGAGAAGUCUAAACCCAUCCUGCACACAUUGAUGUGCUUUCAUAGAUAUCUAUUUGAUAUUUUAAAUCUUGGAGAUUUAUAAAACUGAUUUAUAAAAGGUACACAUAGAUAUAUAUCCAAGGGGAUGUAUCACACAAAGUUUCCAUCAGUUUCCCUAAAUGCAAACUGCAUAUUUUUGACAGUCUAAUAUCAAAGGUAUUGGCCCUCUUACAUCGAGGUAUGUGGAACUCAGCGAUACUAGUAUUGUGAAUGAUAGACAUUGCUUCCUCCAAAGGCAAAUGUGUUUCAUUUUGCAUAUUUCCAUUUGCAAAUAUGUAAUCAGAUUUUUCAGCUUUCACAAAGCGCUAUUAGUGCUUCCUGUACACACGAUACUUUUUAAUUUAGGGCAAAUCUGGGCUCCUAAUCUGGUUUUUCCAUAAUGUAAAGGAAGGAAGCUAUAACUAUCUGGGCACUUAAACACCUUAAGCACAAAAAUGUACAUGCACACACACACACACACACACACACAAAAAAAAAAAAAAACAAGAUUAACUGCCAAGUUAAACCAUUGAAAUAGAGCCAGGUAUUUUAACAUGUCCGUUUUUUUCAAAUGCAGAAAAUGGUCUGUCCCCCUCCAAAGAUACAACAAACUUGAUAUUUCAGAUAGUCCUCCAGCAUAGAAAUUUGUGAAGCUUGGUUUGCAGGCUGUCUUCUUGAAACUAAACAAAACCAAUUAGAUUUUCCCAGCACGUUUUAUUUCACGCCGUUGGGUGGUACUACUGUCAAUAGCAAUUUCUUCCUGCUCUAGAUAGUGCAUCACCCACCAGGUGACAAAGAGUGAGAAACCCGAGAGCUACACCAAUUUAUUUCAACACUAUCCUGUUGUGGUAACAGGUUCCCAUCCUGGAAAACAUCAUUUUUUACUAGAGAGAGGUUGGGGGAGGGGUCAGCAAGGACCCACAACGUUAUAUAAAAUAGGUCAAUAAAAGGGACAAGCAUGGCAAAAAAGAACUAAGUGGAGACUAUAUGAAUAUUAUUCAGUUUGAAAGAUAGUUCUCAUUUUUAUAAGAAAAAAUGUAAUAAACAUAUAUUUUAGUUAUCAUUUAACAAAGAAAUAUUAAAGCUAUUCAGGAGAUGCCACAAAUUCUCAUAAAAGGAAACCAUCUCACCCUUAUAAUGAGAAAAUGGUCAUUUCAACGAGUUUCAGUACAUUGUAUAAAUUUGGAGCUUAAGAUGAGUACGUUUUCCCUUAGCUGUUAUGUGUUUAGUGAAUAUCGAAGUUAAUAUAUGAUUUCACAUCAAUACAAGUAUUGUCAGAAGCAACUCUGAAAUCACCAGAUACUUUACACUGGUGUUUUCUAGAAGUCUUUGUAUUUUAUGCUUCAUUUGCACAAUGUGUAGUGCUGAUAAAUGUAUGCCAAGUUGUUUGUUGAAAUGAAGCAAUUCAUCAUACCUACAGAAGCCAAGGAUAGGUUAUGCAUCUUAGUGGUCUUACAUACAAAUGACUGGUUCACUUCAGCGACGUUUACCUUGUUGAAAUGUAAGCAUUUCCCUAAAAUUGUAAUCAAAGGGACACCCUUGAAGACUUAGCAUGUCACUGAUGAGUCUCUGAAGUUUCCCUGAAGCAAGAUGGAAAAGGAAAAACAAAUCCACCACAAUUUGUCCUGAGCUUCUUUAUUCCUAAGAAUCCCACAUAGAGCCACGGACAUGGCUGAUGUCAUUCAUUUUUUUUUUAAAGGCAUAAUAGACUACUCUUCCAUUCAAUUCAAUAUAAAUAUAAUAAACCGGUUGUUAAAAGUUAGGGAGAGAUGGUUGUGACUUCUCAGCAGGGGCCUGAUGAAGCGAAUCUCAGUUCUCUCCCUUGGUCAAGAUGGUAGGCAGUGCAUCAAAUCUCUUUUGCGCUUUUUUCCCUGCCGCAAUUUCUGAAGCAAGCACAGAAGGUAAAAGAAUCCCUGAACGUUUUCAUUGGAGCAUUUACAUUUUGAUUCUGUCACCAUUUGCAACGGGAACAUCUGCAGGGAGAUAAUGAGCCUAAAUUACAAUCGACUUCAGAAGAAUAACAGACUUUUGUGUUCCUCAAUCAUGUAAUCAAUAGGGAACUCUCUAGCGGUGAGAGUCAUCCCUAUCUUUUAAGACAAUGCAAGAUCUAAAUGAAAACUCUAGCAUUCAGGGGCUUGUUAAGAAUUGGAGCUUAUCUCGAAAGAACUUAGAGACGAAUUACACCCAUUUACAAAUGCGGUUCCCAAACAUGACAUCAAGUUGAUCUUAUUUCUUUUUACGCAGAUGCACAUUCAGGGCUCCAAAUGUGGUACAUUGCUUUCAACAUCUAUGACUAUCUGUGGGUUUGUGAAUGAGUGCCUGGAUUUUUCACCUUUUAGUGGGGCUUUGCUUAUAAGCACUCAUAGCCUAUAUUUAAGAGUAGCUUCAGACAAAAUUAUGACAUAAAUAUAAAUCAUUCUCUGAGGAUUCAAGGAGCCCUACAAGGAAGACCUUCCCCACCAUCCUGUCCUUCUUUAGAUCCCAAACUCCAAAUGACCAAGGGAUGCGAUUACAUUCCUGGGGAUGGGCUGGCAUACUGUGGGGUACUCAAUGAAUAUUUGUUGAAUAAAUGAAUGAUUGAAGAGGGGGAUAAAUGUAUUGAUUUUGACUUCUGACUGACAUACCUUAUUAAUUGGCACUAGAAUUUCACAUGUCAUAGAAGAGCCAGGAUUUUCUCUAAGACAUGAUGUGGAAUCAAAUUACAUGAAAUAUCUCAAAGAUUUAAGGACCUUUACAUCAGGGGCAAUGCUUGGGAAUUCAGGUAUACAUAUAUAUUUCCAUGUAUUUAGUUAUUUAAAUUCCUGUGUUGCUGGUGCAUGCUAGAUUCUGGAAAUGCAGUAUGAAACAAGUCAAAUGUAAUGCCAUCCUAAGGUGUAGUCCUUAGUGCUUAUUCUGGCUACACUCUUUUAUCACCCACCUCCUGGGAACCAUGAAAUAUUUCCUGCAUAACUUAUGUGAGCUUGCUAAUUUCUGAACAUACCACUCAAAUAUGCCACAUAGUUUAGCCAUAAAGCAACGUUACAACCCAGUGACGUAGGCAAUUGUAACAGUCUUAACAAUUGCAUCAGUUCCUACCAGGUUGCAGCUUCUGUACUGAAUGCUUUCACAAACUCCUCCCCUCAACAGCUCUACUUACUAGGCUCUAUUUACACACAGGAAUAGGAAAGCAAAGAUUUCAUGACUUUUCCAAGGUCAUCUGAUUAGCUGGUGGAGUUGGGGCUUGAACCUAUGAAGUCCAACAAAAUAGUUCAUAUGCCUAACCAUGAUAUAUGGGCUUGGGGAGCACUAUUACAUUUCAAUGGAUGAGUCGUUGUAUAUAGAAAUACCUUGAAUUUGUAAAGUAGUAAAAGAUAUUAGUAAAUUAUAACUCAUGAUAGUCAACAAAUCACAUCAGAAACACAAAACAGGGUUAGAACUGAAUCUUACUUUAUAGCAUACUCUCAUGAACAGUGCUUCAAGCCAGGGACAUGCAUACAAGUUCAGAUCUGGAAAAUUUCUAUUUGUGAAAAUGUUUCAAUGACUUCAGAAUUAUUUAUUGUCAGCCACUGUGUCUAUCUGGUGCUACAAAAACUGAAAGAACAAAAACCCCUGCUCUAAGGGCUUAUAAAUACACAGUGUAGAGAUGAACCAAGGAUAUUUCAUAUGUAUAGGGAAGGAUUGGCCAAUUGUACCAUUUUUUUUUCACCAUUGCAUGUACAUCGUGUCUUUCCAAUUGUUUUCAUUGUUUUUAUGAAAGAGCUGCAAAAUUGUGCAGUGGUUAAACCUGACCAAAGUGGUAUUAUGCUGCUGGGAAGUAAACGUAUUAGAAACCAGA